Leptopilina boulardi is the source of this 2496-nucleotide messenger RNA. Its product is annotated as zinc finger MYM-type protein 1-like. Gene Ontology annotation, molecular function: protein dimerization activity. The transcript is spliced from 2 exons. The record is from RefSeq and is a predicted model, not a curated record. NCBI's taxonomy places the organism in Eukaryota, Metazoa, Arthropoda, Insecta, Hymenoptera, Figitidae. The coding region runs from base 1 to 2496 and encodes 831 amino acids.
AUGGGUUUUAAAGCUGAGAUUAAACUUGACAGUUUUUUAAAAGUUACGAAUGUUAGCAACGAGAGAUCUGAAAUUUCCCAAGAAACAGCAAUCUCAAAAACUGUUGACGUUAAAUCUGAACAAAAAAAUAGUGGUUUAAAUUCUCGAAUUGAAUUAGUUGAAAGUGGAUCAGCAUCAUAUUCAUUAAUAUCAGAUAGUGUUAACGAAACUUUCGAAAGUGUCAGUGAUUCGGAAAAAGAAAUUGAAAAAGUGUCUAAAAUUGAAAAUUCUACAGGUUUAGAGCCUGUCGAAUUAAGCAAAGAUCCUGCUCUUUGGGAAAUAAAUGAUUCAACAAGAGAAAUUUUGUCGAGACAUGGGUUUAGUCAAAAUAUAUCGUCCGAUUUUUCCAACAGUGAGAGACUAUAUUCUGAUCAACGUCGUUUUUUGACCAAGAAUGUUUUCCAAAGAAAGUUAAAAAACAAUGAAGAAGUAAACAGAAGUUGGUUGAUUUAUUCUGAGAGUAAAGGUUCCGUUUUUUGUGGACCUUGUUUGGUUUUUGAAAUAGGUGAAUCUCAGUCUCAAUUUUCCUCUAAAGGUGGUUUCAAUGACUGGAAAAAUGUUGAAAAGCGUGUAGUUGCACACGAAAAUACUCUUCAGCAUAAAUCUUGUAUUCUUGCCAUGAAAUGCAGAAGUGAAUCAGAUUCCAAUAUUGAUUCAUUAUUAUUUUCCCAAGUGAAUGAAGAAAUUUCUUAUUGGAGAAAUGUCUUAAAAAGAGUUGUUGCUGUUGUGAAAGCAUUAUCUUCAAGAGGUUUGGCUUUUAGAGGAACUAGUGAAGUAUUUGGUGAUAUGCAUAAUGGAAAUUAUAUGAUGUUUUUAGAAGUAAUAGCAGAAUUUGAUCCUUUUUUAGCUAAACAUAUUGAAUCGCAUGGUAACCAAGGAUCUGGAUCAACCAGUUAUUUGUCAAAAACUGUUUGUGACGAAUUUAUUUUCUUGAUGUCAAAAAAAGCUUUUGAGUAUAUUAGUGAAGAGUUAAAAUCAUCAAAAUACUUUUCCCUGAUUCUGGAUUCAACUACUGAUAUAGGACAUGUAGAUCAACUCACUUUGGUCAUUCGUUAUGUCUUAAAUAAUGGAGAAGCUUGUGAACGUUUUAUUAAAUUCUUACCUUCUGUAGGACACAAAGCUCAAGAUCUGUUUCUUGCUGUUACUUCAGAGUUGAAAGCAUUGGAUAUAAAUAUUGAAGAUUGUCGCGGUCAAUCGUAUGACAAUGCUUCAAAUAUGUCCGGCCUAUAUAAUGGCUUACAAGCUAAAAUUAAAGAGAUAUCACCAUUUGCUUUUUAUGCUCCUUGUGCAGGCCAUUCUGCAAAUUUAAGUGGGUCUGCAGCAGCUGAAUCGACUGCAGAAGGCUUUUCGUUAUUUAUGCUGUUAGAAGAAGUUUACGUAUUUUUUGUAAGAUCGACUGAAAGAUGGAAGAAAUUAACAACUGAAAUUGAAAACAAAAAUACGUUGAAAAGAGUUAAUCUAACACGUUGGUCAGGAAGAGAAUCUGCAUGCAAGAGUUUAAAAGAUUCAUGGUUUGAAGUUCAAAGAGUUUUGAAAAGCAUUGAAGACGAUCCAGCAGAGAAACCUAUUACAAGAAAUGAGGCGAAGGGCAUACGUAUUAAAUUAGAACGUUUAGAAACUGCGUUUAUGGUAGAGUUUUGGAAUGUCAUUUUAGAAAGAUUGAAUAAGGUGAUGAUUCAAAUACAAAGUUCUACAAUUGAUCUUCAAACAGUAACAGAAUUAUACAAAUCACUUCAUGACUUUGUAAUAGCUGAACGGGAAAACUUCAAGUAUUUUGAAGAGAAGGCGAUGGAAAUUAGUGUAGUAAAGAAGUACGAAACAGAAACGUGUAAGAGGAAACGAAAAAGAAAGACAUUUGCAGACGAAGUACCAGAGGAAGAAUUAAGAGUAACAGCAAGUGAUCGAUUCCGAAUUGAAACAUAUCUGGUAAUUAUUGAUAGAUUGUCAGCUGAAUUAAAAAAAAGACACGCUGCCUAUCUUAUUUUUUCUAACAAUUUUUCAUUUUUGAUUGAAAUGAACACGUUGUCAGUGGUUGAACUUACAGAGAAAGCUUCUUCUCUUAUAAAGGCUUAUCCUGAUGAUCUAGAAGAGAAUCUAAUUUCAGAAUGUAUUCAUUUUGCGAGCUACAUUUCUUCCAUGAAAGAUACAGAAAGAAAAACAUUGAUCUCCCUAUCGAGUCUCUUAAAAUUCUUACGAAAUCGUUCAUUGCAAAACAUUUACCCUAACUUGGAUAUUGCUUUGCGAAUUGCAGUUUGCAUUCCGGCAACAAACUGUUCAGGAGAAAGAAGUUUUUCUUGUCUAAAAAGAGUAAAAAAUUAUCACAGAUCAUCAUUAUCGCAGGAAAAGUUAAACUCUCUAGCUCUUCUAUCCAUCGAAUCAAAUCUCAUAAAAUCAAUUGAUUAUGAUGAACUUAUAGAUGACUUUGCAAAUAAAAAAUCACGUAAACAAUUAAUGUAG